GAUCUCUCGUUGAAAACAUGUUUUGGUUACGAUUUCAUUCUAGAAAAAUACCGAAAACCAAUUAAUUUUAUAUUUCUGUGUUAAUUCAAUACAAUAAACAUAAAGAGCAUUACAAUGGCAUCUUCUAAGCUGGAAGUGCUGGUGGACUUCGGUGACAGUCCAGACAAGCAACAGGUGGAUAAAACCAUCAAAGAGCUCACGUCAAGGGAAGGUGUUAAAGAGGCACAAUUCAAAGAUGGAGCUAUAAUGGUGGAGACUUCGUUGCCAAGCACAGAAAUAUUGGAAUUUGUCACAAAGACCUCAGGCAGGAGAGCUGUCUUACAAGGAUUUGGCGAUGGCCAGUCUGCCGUAGCCAUGGUGUCAGGACAGUCAUGUUGUGGGGGUACAGUGGUCGGUGUGGUGAGGUUCCAACAGACUGGUGAUGUUUUGGUAGCAGACGGUAGCAUCGAUGGUCUACCACCUUCUUCGGAACAUGGGUUACAUAUACACAGCACUGGGGAUUUGAGCGAGGGAUGCAAUUCAAUAGGGGAUCAUUACAACCCCUUGGGCAGUCCGCACGGUGGCCCACAAGACUCCGCAGAUCGGAGGCAUGCGGGUGACUUGGGAAAUAUAAGGGUUGGUGACAAUGGCAGAGCCACUUUCAGGAUUACGGAUAGAAUUUUAAAGGUUUGGGAUAUAAUUGGGCGAUCAGUGGCUGUAUCGGAGAAAGAAGAUGAUCUGGGUAGAGGGUCCUCCCCUUCGUCCAUCGUGAAUGGGGACAGCGGAAAGGCUAUCGCCUGUGGUGUAAUAGCACGGUCAGCUGGUAUAUUCCAAAACCCCAAAAGGAUAUGCGCUUGCGACGGCAUUGUUGUAUGGGACGAAAGAGAUCGCCCAUUAGCAGGCAAGGGAAGGAGAGAGGCGAAAAAAUGUUGCCAAAAUCACUCCUCUCCUAAAGGAGAAAAUAUCAGGGAGAACCACCACGUCAAUGGGGAAAAUGGCAUUGACGAAGGAAGAGAAUUGAAGGCGUCUUGUAAAGUUUGAGUUUUUCAGUGCGGUUUGAGGACUUAAUGUGUUUACGGUGUAUUGUUUUAGCCUCUAAUUAAUAAACCAGGAAUAAGCUAAGACUAGUUACGCCGUGUUUUUAGGGU
Chilo suppressalis (striped riceborer) is the source of this 1127-nucleotide messenger RNA. Lineage: Eukaryota; Metazoa; Arthropoda; Insecta; Lepidoptera; Crambidae. The record is from the annotation of a GenBank genome assembly.